AUGCUGCUGGGGUCACCAGAUAGAUUCCUGUUAUCCAUCAAUGGAGAGUACAAGGCCAUCUUUCAGGAGGACGGGAACUUUGUGGUCUACGGCUGGAAGCAGGUUUGGCAGUCUAACACUGCUGGACAGACCAACGCCACAGUGCUGAUCAUGCAGGGAGACUGCAACUGUGUCAUGUACACACAUGGCAGAGCAUUGUGGCACACCAACACACACAAGUCCUACGUCAAAGAUUGCCGCUUGACUCUGAGGAAUGACGGCACACUGGUUGUGGAGAACGAUGGCAGAGUUGUGUGGUCAUCUGCAAAUUAAAGAUAAAUACUUUAUA
Tachysurus fulvidraco (yellow catfish) is the source of this 328-nucleotide messenger RNA. RefSeq names its product curculin-2-like. The record is from RefSeq and is a predicted model, not a curated record. The coding region runs from base 1 to 312 and encodes 103 amino acids. NCBI's taxonomy places the organism in Eukaryota, Metazoa, Chordata, Actinopteri, Siluriformes, Bagridae. The transcript is spliced from 3 exons.